ACUGCAUAUAUGACAAAGGCUCAGUGGCUGGUAAAACUUGCAGAGUCAAAGUGGAAGAAGGCAAUCCUCGCUGAAUUAGAGUAAUGGACCUCCUGCAUAAUGCAGGGGUCCAAGCCACCAGCUACCUUCAAGAUAAUUUCAUAGCCUUCCAGGACUGGUUUAUCUUUAUCUCCACAGUGGCUGACCUCCGAACAACGUUCUUUGUCUUCUUCCCCAUCUGGUUCCAUCUGAGGGAAGCUGUGGGAAUCCGUCUCAUCUGGGUCGCUGUGAUCGGGGACUGGCUCAACCUUGUUUUCAAAUGGAUCCUUUUCGGAGAGAGGCCCUACUGGUGGGUGUAUGAAACUGACUUCUAUGGCAUCACAACACCUCCUGUGAUCAAACAAUUUCCCAUCACCUGUGAGACUGGCCCAGGUAGCCCUUCUGGUCAUGCCAUGGGAUCUUCUGGCGUCUACUACGUCAUGGUGACAGCACUCAUAUCACAUCUGUUGCCAUUGAAGCAAAAAAAAUUGUCAGCAAGGUGCCUGCGUAUCUUCCUCUGGACAGGAUUCUGGGCAGUGCAGGUCUGCGUCUGUUUAUCCCGGGUCUUCUUGGCUGCACACUUUCCACACCAGGUAGUAUCUGGUGUGAUUUCAGGGAUGUUGGUGGCAGAGGUUUUUGAGCACGUCCGUUCCAUCUACAAUGCAAACCUGCGGCAAUACGUGAAUACAACCUUCUUCCUGUUUGGCUUUGCCCUGGGCUUUUACUUGCUGCUCAAGUUGCUGGGUGUGGACCUCCUGUGGACACUGGAAAAGGCCCACAAGUGGUGUGAACGGCCGGAGUGGGUCCAUAUUGACACAACGCCUUUUGCCAGCCUGCUUCGCAACCUGGGCAUCCUGUUUGGCCUGGGCUUAGGCCUCAACUCCCCCAUGUAUGCCGAGAGCUGCAGAGGGAAGCAAAGCCAACGGCUGACCUUCCGCCUCACCUGCAUCAUUUCCUCCCUGUUCAUCCUCCACCUGUUUGAUUCCUUUGAACUGCCCACCAACAGAGAGAUCCUCUUCUACAUCCUCUCCUUCUGCAAGAGUGCUUGUGCUCAUAUUUGUGCAGUGGCCCUGAUUCCCUACUGUGUCUCCCACCUGCUUCAGCUGACAAGGAAAAAGGACUUAUAGGGAAGAAAAGCCUUGGACCUGCUUCUCAACCAAGUGUAAUCCAUGCUUAUUAGAUGUUAACUUUUGUGGGAGACUGAACAGAACCUCCGACCAACCAACAUACUAAUGAGCACAAUUUCCUCCAAAUUUAGGUCAGAAGCAACCUGACUUUGGAGAAGGAAGGGCAAUGAGGAAAGUUAUGGCCAUAUUUAUCGUCUCAGGAGCAAACCAGUUGUAUUGCAUUUUUUAACAAACAAACAAACAAAACGCAAAGUUUGCGGGCUUGGUAGUUGAUUAAAUGUCCUUUGACCAGUAGCUGGCCACUUGGAGUGCCUCUAAUUUUGCUAUAAGAAGGUCCUCCAUUGUGCAUGUGACAGGGUUCAGGUUGCAAUGCAGCGGGUGGUCUGUAGUUUGCUCUUCUCCACACUCACAUGCCGUGGAUUCCACUUUGUAGUCCCCAUUUCUUAAGGUUGGCUCUGCAUCUCGUGGUGCCAGAGCGCAGUCUGUUCAGCGCCUUCCAAGUUGCCCAGUCUUCUGUGUGCCCAGGGGGGAGUCUCUCAUUUGGUAUCAGCCAUUGAUUGAGGUUCUGGGUUUUAGCCUGCCACUUUUGG
Anolis sagrei ordinatus is the source of this 1735-nucleotide messenger RNA. RefSeq names its product glucose-6-phosphatase catalytic subunit 1-like. NCBI's taxonomy places the organism in Eukaryota, Metazoa, Chordata, Lepidosauria, Squamata, Anolidae. Gene Ontology annotation, cellular component: membrane. The record is from RefSeq and is a predicted model, not a curated record. Gene Ontology annotation, biological process: gluconeogenesis; glucose 6-phosphate metabolic process. Gene Ontology annotation, molecular function: glucose-6-phosphatase activity.